GGAGUGCGCCGGCGCGUAGUCGGGGACGCCGGGCCGAGGCUUUGCUAGGGAACUGACUGUUAUCGCCCCGCCCCCUCGGAGGUUUUUGUCCUGUUAACUGUCGGAGUGGCGGGGGUUCUGGCGCCGGGCGACAUGCCGGUGCGCUUCAAGGGGCUGAGUGAAUACCAGAGGAACUUCCUGUGGAAGAAGUCUUAUUUGUCAGAGUCUUGUAAUUCCUCUGUGGGGCGAAAGUACCCAUGGGCUGGACUUAGAUCAGAUCAAUUAGGGAUCACGAAAGAGCCAAGUUUUAUUUCAAAAAGAAGAGUCCCUUACCAUGACCCACAGAUUUCAAAAUCUCUGGAGUGGAAUGGAGCUAUCUCAGAAAGCAAUGUGGUUGGGUCAUCAGAACCAGAAGCCCUGGAAACACCAAAAUCACAAGAAGCAGAACAAAAGGAUGUUACUCAAGAAAGAGUUCACUCACUAGAAGCUUCCAGGGUUCCCAAAAGAACCAGAUCUCACUCUGCAGACUCCAGAGCUGAAGGGGCUUCAGAUGUGGAAAAUAAUGAGGGUGUAACAAACCAUACACCAGUUAAUGAAAAUGUGGAACUGGAACAUUCUACCAAGGUUCUUUCAGAAAAUGUAGAUAAUGGGUUGGAUAGACUUCUGCGUAAGAAAGCUGGAUUGACUGUUGUUCCUUCAUAUAAUGCCUUGAGAAAUUCUGAAUAUCAAAGGCAGUUUGUUUGGAAGACUUCUAAAGAAACUGCUCCAGCUUUUGCAGCCAAUCAGGUUUUCCACAAUAAAAGCCAGUUUGUUCCACCAUUCAAAGGUAACACAAUCAUCCAUGAAACUGAAUACAAAAGAAAUUUCAAGGGUUUAUCUCCAGUGAAAGAACCAAAAUUAAGAAAUGAUUUGAGAGAAAACAGAAAUCUUGAAACAGUAUCUCCUGAAAAGAAGAGUAAUAAAAUAGACGAUUCUUUAAAAUUGGAAGCAGAGAUGGAAUUAAAAGACUUACACCAGCCUAAAAAGAAGCUUACUCCUUGGAAACAUCAAAGGCUUGGGAAGGUGAAUUCUGAAUAUAGAGCAAAAUUUCUGAGCCCAGCUCAGUAUUUAUAUAAAGCUGGGGCUUGGACACGUGUGAAGGGAAACAUGCCAAAUCAGGGUUCUCUAAAUGCCAUGUGGUAUGCCGAGGUUAAAGAACUCCGAGAAAAGGCUGAGUUUUAUAGGAAGCGAGUUCAGGGGACGCAUUUUUCUCGGGACCAUCUGAAUCAGAUUCUAUCUGAUAGCAACUGCUGUUGGGAUGUCUCGUCAACCACAAGCUCAGAAGGAACCAUUAGUAGCAACAUCAGAGCAUUAGAUCUUGCUGGAGAUCCUAUAAACCAUAAGACUUUGCAGAAAUGUCCUUCUACAGAACCAGAAGAAAAAGGAAAUAUCGUGGAAGAACAGCCCCAGAAAAAUAACAUGGAGAAAUUGGGUGUGUCAGCUCCCACCAUACCUGUUAGAAGGCGUCUGGCUUGGGAUACAGAGAACACAAGUGAAGACGUACAGAAACAGCCCAGGGAGAAAGAGGAGGAGGACGAUGAAGAGGAAAGGGACAGGAAAACGGGCAAGCAGGCUUUUAUGGGAGAGCAAGAGAAGUUGGAUGUACAUGAGAAAUCUAAGGCAGAUAAGAUGAAAGAAGGGUCAGAUUCUUCUGUAUCCUCAGAAAAAGGAGGCCGGCUUCCUACUCCCAAGCUGACAGAACUUGGUGGAAUCCAGAGGACUCAUCAUGAUCUCACUACUCCAGCUGUUGGUGGUGCUGUUUUAGUGUCUCCAUCUAAGAUGAAGCCUCCAGCCCCAGAACUGAGGAAAAGAAUGACCUCUCAGGAUUGUUUAGAAACUUCAAAGAAUGAUUUUACUAAGAAAGAAAGUCGUGCUGUAUCCCUACUGACUUCUCCAGCUGCUGGUAUAAAAACAGUUGAUCCUCUGCCUUUGCGGGAAGAUUCUGAAGACAAUAUCCCCAAAUUUGCUGAGGCAACUCUUCCAGUUUCAAAAAUUCCAGAAUACCCAACAAAUCCCCCUGGAAAGUCGACUUCUCCACCACAUGUUCCAUCCUACUGGCAUCCCUCUCGUCGAAUUCAGGGCUCUCUUAGAGAUCCAGAGUUUCAGCACAAUGUGGGAAAAGCAAGGAUGAACAAUUUGCAGUUACCUCAGCAUGAAGCCUUUAAUGAUGAAGAUGAGGACAGAUUGUCUGAGAUUUCUGCUCGCUCUGCAGCUUCUAGUCUCCGGGCUUUUCAAACUCUGGCACGAGCUAAGAAAAGGAAGGAGAAUUUCUGGGGUAAAACGUAAACCUAGUUGAGUUGCCUUUAUCUAAGGAAACAUUGGCAUAAUUUUUCUUUAUUGCAUACUGUGUUAAAAUUUUUUGAGUAUUUGAAUUUUUUCCGAACAUUUUCUACUUUGAAAUAUUUAAUUUCCAAUAGAACAGUUUACUUGGAAAUUUUUAACAUAGGCUUAUACAAAUUUAACUUUUAAAUAAUUCUUUUUACGUCUAUCCCAGAGUACAAAGACCUAGACUAUUGAAUUCUUCACAUGUUGUAACUUUUGUAAUAGGUGUCAUGGAUAGAUUUUCACCUAUCCAGAGAAUAUUCUAAAAAGAUAAAGUGAAGUAAAAGUUAAGAUCCCAGUGUGAAGUAUAUAUUCCCCCAAGAUUUGAUAUAUGUAUCUUUAUAAUUGAUGAUGUUGUAAGAUGAAUUUGUUGUUCCUUUAACCUUUGCUGUAGUGUUUCUUUUUAUUUUAGUUCCUUCUAUACGUGUUUGCAGUGUUAAGAUAAUUGUACUUUGAAAACACCAGCUGUAUAUAUUUUUCUUAUUUAUGUAACAAAGUUUGCUGAAAGAUAUGUAUAUUUUUGAUCUUUGAAUGUAUUCUAUUUGUAUAAGGACUUUGGCUUACAUUUGAAUAAUGUCUAGAUUUUGAAAAAUUACCUGUAUAAUGGAGAAUUAAAACUUUGUAGACAUUUUGAAAUAAAAAUUGAUCAAGUGUG
Messenger RNA from Symphalangus syndactylus (siamang), 2995 nucleotides. It is a transcript of the gene SAXO6, whose product is annotated as stabilizer of axonemal microtubules 6. NCBI's taxonomy places the organism in Eukaryota, Metazoa, Chordata, Mammalia, Primates, Hylobatidae. The record is from RefSeq and is a predicted model, not a curated record. Gene Ontology annotation, biological process: retina development in camera-type eye; negative regulation of centriole replication. Gene Ontology annotation, molecular function: microtubule binding.